This is a messenger RNA of Falco peregrinus (peregrine falcon), 1963 nucleotides long. It is a transcript of the gene NPFFR1, whose product is annotated as neuropeptide FF receptor 1. Gene Ontology annotation, molecular function: neuropeptide receptor activity; peptide binding. The record is from RefSeq and is a predicted model, not a curated record. Gene Ontology annotation, biological process: G protein-coupled receptor signaling pathway. The coding region runs from base 608 to 1855 and encodes 415 amino acids. The transcript has 4 exons. NCBI's taxonomy places the organism in Eukaryota, Metazoa, Chordata, Aves, Falconiformes, Falconidae. Gene Ontology annotation, cellular component: membrane.
UUGAUGUUGGCAAUGAUGGAGGAGCUGGAGUCACUGGGAACAGGGCAGCUGGAAGCACUGGGAGCGGAGCAGCUUUGGGCCAGGACCAGCAUCCCUAAGGACUGUGCUGCUUUUCCCCACCGUGUGGUUGAUUUACAUGGGGUGGAGGACGGAGGUCUCCCCGCUUGUGUUGGGGUUCGCAGCAUUUUUCCCCCCUGGGACAGGAAGGAGUGCUGCUGGGGGCACCGGCCAGCAGUCGGAGGAGAGAGUGGCACCGAGUGCCAUCAUCAGCAUGGGAACCUCGGGGGUGGCAACGGGGACACAGACCCCGACCGUCCCCAGGGACCACAUCUGCCCCGGCUCUCUCCUCGCCUCCGGUAGGCUGCCCCCCCCCUCGCUGCCUCAGGCGGGGGGGUACGUGCGGGUACCCCGGUAUCCAUGGCGAUAGGAGGCUGUCCCCCCGCUGCUCCCUCCUCUCGCUGCAGCCGGCGACCAGCCGCAACCGGCGCGGCGGCACCGGCACCGCCGUACGGGCACCGGGCUCAGUCCCGGGCGGGGGGGACCGGGGGAGGGACGGGGACAAAUUCCCCCCCCCUCCCCCGGCGGCAGACACCCCCCUCCCGCCCGCAUGCCGGCGAUGCAGCCCCCGGAACCAGGCCGGGCCGGUGAAGGCCCUUCCAAUGGCAGCUGGUCCAACUCCACAGCAAGUGACAUCCACCUCCUGAGGGAAAACUACACCUUCCUGGCAUACUACCAGCACUCCUCCCCUGUGGCUGCCAUGUUCAUCCUGGCCUACACCUUCAUCUUCCUCAUGUGUGUGAUCGGCAACAUUCUGGUAUGCUUCAUUGUGGUGAAGAACCGCCAGAUGCGGACAGUCACCAACAUGUUCAUCCUCAACCUAGCCAUCAGCGACCUGCUGGUGGGCAUCUUCUGCAUGCCCACCACCUUGGUGGACAACCUCAUCACGGGUUGGCCCUUUGACAACACCACGUGCAAAAUGAGCGGCCUGGUGCAGGGUAUGUCUGUCUCCGCCUCCGUUUUCACACUGGUGGCCAUCGCUGUGGAGAGGUUUCGUUGCAUUGUCCACCCGUUCCGGCAGAAGCUGACGCUGAAGAAAGCCCUGCUCACCAUUGCUGUCAUCUGGGUGCUGGCCCUGCUCAUCAUGUGCCCCGCCGCCAUCACCCUGACCGUCACCAGGGAGGAGCACCACUUCAUGGUGGAUGCCUAUAACAACUCCUACCCCCUCUACUCCUGUUGGGAGGCCUGGCCCGAGACAGGGAUGAGGAAGAUCUACACCACUGUCCUCUUCUCCCACAUCUACGUGGCCCCUCUCACCCUCAUUGUCAUCAUGUAUGCCCGCAUUGCCUUCAAGCUCUUCAAGUCGGUGGCACCUGCCCGUGGCCAAGAGGAUCCAGAGGGGAGGAGAGUCUCCUGGAGGAAGGCCAAGGUCAUCAACAUGCUCAUCAUUGUUGCCCUCUUCUUCACCCUCUCCUGGCUGCCCCUCUGGACGCUGAUGCUGCUGAUGGAUUACGGUCAGCUGAGUGAGGGCCAGCUCCGCCUGGUCACUGUCUACGUCUUCCCCUUUGCCCACUGGUUGGCCUUCUUUAACAGCAGCGCCAACCCUAUCAUCUAUGGGUACUUCAAUGAGAACUUCCGACGGGGCUUCCAGGAGGCCUUCAGGGCUCCCAUCUGCUCACCCCACUGCCAUCACCAUCGCCACCGUGGGCCCUACACCCCCAGAAACCACAGCCGUGGGAUCCUUUUUGGCACCCACAACCGCGUCUUCACCCAGGCGCGGGCCAGCGACUCCCUGCCUGCCUCCGAGUCAGGGCUGCUGGCACCACGCCACACCGGUGUCCCUGCCUGGGAUGGCUGAGCAGCUGUGGCCACCAGGCACCUCUGGUCCAAGGGCUUCUGGGAUGGGGAACGGGGAUUCGCCAUGUCAUGAGCCAUGAGUCACCGAAAUAAAGGCGUGUCCUACUGA